Salvia hispanica is the source of this 4209-nucleotide messenger RNA. RefSeq lists its product as uncharacterized. Gene Ontology annotation, biological process: lipid metabolic process. The record is from RefSeq and is a predicted model, not a curated record. NCBI's taxonomy places the organism in Eukaryota, Viridiplantae, Streptophyta, Magnoliopsida, Lamiales, Lamiaceae.
UCGGCGUCUCCUCCUCCACGCGCCGCCGAGAUCACACCAUCGCCUCUCGACAUAAUACCGUAGCAGCUGCCGCUGCUGAUUUCCUUAAUUGAUACGGUGGAAGGCAACCCUCACAUUGCCAGAGUAGGAACUAUGCCUCUCUGCAUUAAGACACUUGAAAUAUCUUUUCUUCAAAAUCCAAGCCUGCAUCAAUUCAAGGAAUUGGAAGAAUGCAGACCCAUGUGACAAAAGUUCACCAUAAACGCAAGUGUUACUUCAGUAAAUUUACUCCUGUUUCUGUCAUCAGUAUCAACAAAUCCUAAUUUUGGAUUUUCCUGAUGCAAAGCCUUUGUCUCCUAAAGUUUGCUGAGCAGUGGAAACAGAAACAGUUGAUCCCACCAAUCUUGGGCCUCUCUGUAUGAUAUUUUUAACAGCCAAUGGUGGAAGCGGUACAUGAGAUUGCCAUUUACAUUCACCGGUUUCACAACCUCGACUUGUUUCAGCAAGGAUGGUAUCAAAUCAAAGUCACAAUGAGAUGGGAGGAUGAAGAUUAUGGUCCUGUGGGUACUCCAGCAAGAGUUAUUCAAUAUGAAGCUCCUGAUUUGGAUUCUGAUUAUGUGCAUGGAAUAUGGAGAAUUGAUGACGUAGACCACAGCUUCUCAACACACCCUUUUCGAAUCAAAUAUGCAAAACAGGAUGUUCCACUGUCAAUGAUGGUCACAUUCAACUUAUCACCUAGUACAUUUGAGGUUCCAUGCACAUCAGCUGUUAUUCUGACUUUCGAGCUGCUGUACAGUCCAGUGUUGGAGAGCAGGGAUUAUCUUGAAGAUUCCCUGGAUAACACUGCUGCAGUGCAUGAAUUUAGGAUCCCCCCUAAAGCUCUUUUUGGGUUGCAUGUCUAUUGCCCUGUUCAUUUUGACGCUUUUCAUGCUGUGUUAGUCGAUGUUACUGUGCAUGUGAGCCUGCUGAAAAUGGAUCGCACUUCCUCACUGAAGGUACCCAGUGAUCCCACUGCUAUCAAAGAUGACAUCAGGGAGUAUGACAAUUCAAAGCAAGUGAUGCUUGUACAUGCACUAUCAUGUUCUAGCAGCAUACUAUUGGAAGAUUUAAAAAUGCUCGGCCAGUCCAUCAAUAAACCAAUUGAUUUGGAUGAUAUCGCUUCUCGUGAAUUGUUUGCUUCCACACAAGGACCGGAUCAGGAAAUUACUGAUGCUGAAGUUUCAGGACAAAUUUCAAGAAAAAUCAGAAACUUUUCUGAGAAACUAAAUGGUGAAGAUGAUUUUUAUAAAGACAAAAGUUUUCAGCUAUCUGAAGUCAAAUUACUUGAGUUAAUUGAUCUUCUAUGCGAUCAAGUCUCGUACUUAUGGAGCAUAUUUUUGAAAUUUCACAGGGCUAACAAAAGGAUGAUUCUUGAGUAUCUUCGCAGCCAGUGGGUUAUCGACCGGAAAUCUGAAUGGUCAAUGUGGAUAGUUCGCACUAAGGUUAAGAUGCCCGAGCAAUAUAUAGGCUGUUGGGUUGACAAGUCUUCUUACCAUCCUGUGCAUGGUAGACCUGCCAUUCCACAGAAGAUAACUGGUGAUCCUGCACAGACUGCUGCCAAUCAAGCAGGGCUUCUUAGGCAGAGUAUUGCAACGAUGAUGAUUGAGAACAGGUCUAUUCAAGACAUGUAUAUAUUUGGAGAUCCAUCACACGUCCCUAUUGUAAUUGUAGAAGACGCUGUCAAUGCACCUAUACGUGUAAUGCGUAGAAACUCUUACAUCAGCCGAGUAGACCAGAAUGAAAAGAACGGUUUCUUUCCUAGGUUUGGCACUGACCCAGAAAACGCAUUAGUCAGCACUCGCCCAGAUGGUCGUAGCCUGAGGAUUGUAAUUUUUGUCCAUGGAUUCCAGGGACACCAUCUGGACUUACGUCUUAUUCGCAAUCAAUGGCUUUUGAUAGACCCCAAGGUGGAAUUUCUUAUGUCAGAAGUUAAUGAGGAGAAAACAUCUGGAGAUUUUAGAGAAAUGGGGCAGAGGCUAGCCAAAGAAGUUGUAUCAUUUGUAAAGAAGAAAAUGGAUAAAAUGACUAGAUCAGGUGUCUUGGGGACAAUUAAAAUCAGCUUUGUCGGACAUUCGAUUGGAAACAUAAUCUUGAGAACUGCACUAACUGAUAGCAUUAUGGAACCAUAUCUGGGAUACUUGCACACAUAUCUCUCUGUCUCUGGCCCACAUCUUGGCUAUCUUUACUCCUCAAACUCGUUAUUUAAUGGGGGUUUGUGGCUCAUGAAGAAACUCAAGGGCACACCAUGUAUCCACCAGCUCACUUUUACUGAUGAUAAUGAUCUUGAAAAUACGUUCUUGUACAAACUAUGCAAGCAAAGGACAUUUGAGAAUUUCAGGAAUGUCAUUCUGUUGUCUUCACCUCAGGAUGGCUACGUUCCAUACCAUUCUGCUAGAAUAGAGAUGUGCCCGGCAUCUUCAGGAGACAAAUCGAAAAAGGGGAAGGUUUUCUUGGAGAUGCUAAACGAGUGCUUAGACCAAAUACGAGCAAAGUCCUCGGAGACUCGGGUGUUCAUGCGCUGCGAUGUGAACUUCAACCUUUCUGCCCAGGGGAAGAGCAUCGACACUAUGAUUGGCCGUGCUGCUCAUAUAGAGUUCCUGGAUUCUGACAUCUUUGCCAAGUUUAUAAUGUGGUCCUUCCCAGAAUUGUUUCGGUGAUGAGCAGGUUAUCUUUGUCUUGUCUCCAUCUCUCUCAAUGCUUUCCUCGAGCUACAAAUAUCAGUGAUGGUGGACUUGGAAUACCACUAUUUUUUGAAUUUGGGCGCAGUCAUUUUAAGUUCCUUCCUGUGUGUUAUUGUUGGGAGUUUGAGAGAUACUAUAUAACUGAGUCAGAAUAUAUAACUUUUUUCUACUUUUUGAAAUGUAAUACUCUAUUUUAAAGUUUAUCUACAAAUAUAAAGGUGAUGUGUCAUCAAUCUUGUUUCUCUUUCCCUCCCUCUCUACUCAAACCCCUAAACCACCAAAGGCCAAAACUACAGAGACAGCUUCUCCGUGCUCAUUCGGAAUGACGAAAUUGGCCCUCUCCUACCACCAAAUUCUCUUCCAUAUCCCCACCUCCCCCUCCUACCUCCACUUUCCCGUCCUUUUUGAUGAAUUGCUAGACAGAAUGAGGGAUGAGGGGGAGGUGGUGUUUAGGACACCUGACAUCACGACAUAUAGUUAUCUAGUUGAGACGUUUGGCAAGCUGGGGAAGUUGGAGAAGGUCUCCGAGCUUCUUCAAGAGAUGGAAGCUGGGGAGAAUUUGCCGGAGAUAAUGAGUUAUAACGUGUUGUUGGAAGCUUGCCGAAUCAAGGAAGAUAAAGGAGGCUAUCGAUGUUUUUAGGCAAAUGCAGGCUGCGGGGAGCAUGCCAAAUGCUGGGACCUAUAGCAUCUUAUUAAAUUUGUCUGGGAAACAUGGGAUGUACGAUGAGGUGAGGGAGCUUUUUCUUGAAAUGAAGAUGAGUAAUACCGAGCCAGAUGCAGACACGUGUAAUAUACUUACUGAGGUAUUUGGUGAAGGAGGAUAUUUCAAAGAGUUGGUGACACUGUCUCAUGAUAUGAUCGAAGAGAAUGUAGAGCCGAAUAUGGAGACUUAUGAAGGGUUGAUUUACGCUUUUGGUAAUAAAGAUGCAAAUGGUAGAAUAUGCAUUCGACAAACUGAAUUCUGAAGGGUGUGGUUUUACAGCACAAUUCUAGAAGCACUUUGUUGUUUGGGGCAAAAGAAAAGGGCUGCAAGAGUGCUAGGUGAAGCAACAAAGAGGGGCCUGUAUCGUAAAAACAAACUUGUAUGGUCUGUGGAUGUUCACAGGUAUCGCUAGCCUCUCUCUUUUGCUUUCCUUUCUCCGUAAUAUGAGAUUUAGAAACAUCAUUCAUGUGGUGUUUCCCAUAUCUUACUAUGGAUCAUUCAGGAUGUGGCCUGGUGUCGCGUGCACAGUGAUAUUCAGGAUGUAGUGAACAGAUUAAUUGUUAUUGUUGGAUCCCUCUUCACGCUCAGACGAUGCCAAGAAACCAAGAACCAGCAGCAGCUACACUGAUAGUCUACAUUCGACUUUUAAUGGCUCGUUGAGCAACGAGCGAGAGUGCAAUGCUGCCUAACAGAGCGAUUUGAUGGAGGUGGGUGCUUUUCAGUGUAUUUCAACUCAUGUUUCGCGAAACUCAAACGACCAAUAACCGAAUGAAAGAUCAUUCAUGGCCCUGUUUUCCUCUCUCUCCA